GAGAGAAAAUAAUUACUAGCUCCAAACGCACCCUUAGGUACAAUCCCCCAUCUCCAGGCGAAGGCCAGCGGGAGCUCCGUAACUGAACCUCACCGUCUCUCCUCCCCCCAUCCCCCCCUCUCUCUCUCCACAAACUUAUAUGCCGGCGAGUCUCAACAAUGGUUUCCAUCACUUCGGCCGAAUUGAACUAUCUAAUCUUCCGUUACCUUCAAGAAUCAGGGUUUACACAUGCAGCUUUUGCAUUAGGAUAUGAGGCGGGGAUUAACAAAAGCACAGUUGAUGGAAACUUAGUUCCACCUGGUGCGCUUGUUACAUUUGUGCAAAAAGGAAUCCAGUAUCUUGAGCUGGAAGCAAACUUGAGCUGUAGCGAUACAGAAAUGGAAGACGAUUUCUCAUUCCUCCAACCUUUGGAUCUUAUAACAAAGGAUGUUUAUGAACUAAGAAAGAUUAUAAAAGAGAAAAAGGAAAACCUUCAGCAGGAUAGACAGAGAGACAUUGACAAAGAUACUAAUGAACCUGACCGUGAACAUGAAAGAGAACAUGCACACACAAAGGAGAAGGAAAAACCACAAAGGGAGAAAGAAAAAGAACAAGAUAGAGGAAGGGUAGAGAAACAUAAAGAGCAAAAGGGAAAAGGAAAGGAAAAGCCGCAUGAGGAUCAUAUUGAUUCCAAACAAGGAGAUAAGGUCAUCAUUCGACAUGAAGAAAAUGGACACAAUGAAGGACCAGAGCCAAUGGAAAUAUGUACAAGCUCAACGUCCUUGCCUUGUGAAAUUCCUAACAGUGAUGUUACAGUACUGAGAGGCCAUAACUCUGAGGUUUUUGCAUGUGCGUGGAGUCCAGCGGGUUCGCUUCUUGCCUCAGGGUCUGGAGAUGCAACCGCAAGGAUUUGGACCAUUGGAGAUGGGCCUUGCAGUUCAGGCAUUCAACCUGGGCCCGCCAGUGUUGUCUUGAAACAUUGCAAAGGUAGAACCAAUGAGAAGUGCAAGGAUGUCACGACGCUUGAUUGGAAUGGGGAGGGAACUCUACUUGCAACAGGAUCAUAUGAUGGCCAAGCAAGAAUAUGGAAUACAGAUGGAGAGUUGAUGACUACCUUAAAUAAACAUAAAGGACCAAUCUUUUCUUUGAAGUGGAACAAGAAGGGUGACUAUCUUCUUAGCGGGAGUUUUGAUGAAACAGCAAUUGUGUGGGACAUAAAGACAGGGGAAUGGAAACAACAAUUUGAAUUUCAUUCAGCUCCUACGCUCGAUGUUGAUUGGCGAAAUAACAUUUCAUUUGCGACAUGCUCCACGGACCACAUGAUAUAUGUUUGCAAAGUUGGAGAGAACCGACCAGUCAAAACUUUCUCAGGGCAUCAGGGUGAAGUUAACGCCAUCAAAUGGGAUCCUACAGGCUUGUUGUUGGCUUCCUGCUCUGAUGACUCUACUGGAAAGAUAUGGAGCAUGAAGCAAGAUACAUAUGUGCAUGAUUUGAAGGAGCAUUCCAAGGAGAUAUACACCAUUAGAUGGAGUCCUACAGGGCCUGGAACUCACAACCCUAAUCAGCAAUUAGUGCUGGCCAGUGCCUCUUUUGACUCAACAAUAAAGCUGUGGGAUGUGGAGUUAGGGCGCGUUCUCCACAGCUUAAAGGGUCACAGGGAUUCUGUAUACUCUGUUGCAUUCAGCCCCAAUGGUGAGUAUUUGGCUAGCGGGUCAUUAGACAGAUGUCUGCAUAUAUGGUCUGUGAAGCAAGGCAAGCUUGUGAAAACAUACACCGGGACCGGUGGCAUAUUCGAAGUUUGCUGGAACAAGGAAGGUGACAAGGUUGCUGCUUGUUUCUCAAACGAGGUAGUUUGUGUUUUCGAUUUUCGUAUGUAGAGUUUGUCUAUGUAGCAACCUUCACACUAAACUUUUGGGGUUGUGUCUUUCUUAAGGAAGAAAUCAUCUCUGAAGCAUUCUUUUGCAAUACAGAAGAUGUGUUGUGCAAAAAAUAGUAAAAGAGACUUCUUAGGUAACUACUUACAUUACUUACUGAUAGAGUAGUCUGGUUGUUUCUGACAGCAACUGUGGUCUAAAUUAGGAUUUAUGCAUUCCGUUUGUACACCCAUCGAAUGGAUAUUGGUAGUGUGUUUAUCUCAUUGUGUUAGCUACAA
Rhododendron vialii is the source of this 2131-nucleotide messenger RNA. Its product is annotated as WD40 repeat-containing protein HOS15. Gene Ontology annotation, cellular component: histone deacetylase complex. Lineage: Eukaryota; Viridiplantae; Streptophyta; Magnoliopsida; Ericales; Ericaceae. Gene Ontology annotation, biological process: regulation of transcription by RNA polymerase II. Gene Ontology annotation, molecular function: transcription corepressor activity; protein binding. Bases 159 to 1856 code for a protein of 565 amino acids. The record is from RefSeq and is a predicted model, not a curated record. The transcript is spliced from 14 exons.